UCUUUUGUUUUUAUUCUCUUUCUCGCCUUGCAUCACGUCAAUCGUACCUUCAAGCCACCGUCAUUGUUAUUUUUCCUUCCUGUACCCGUCCAGCAAAUAAACCUCCUAUUGCAUACCACCCACCAUUUUUCGAAUCAUCAGCGUAGUGACAUUUUGUGAUAUUCAUGGACCCCUCUGACUUUCCUCCUCUUGAAGCCGCCGCUUCCGAACAACCCAACGACAACAGUAAAUCUGCUUCCAAGCGCGAUACAUCGCCGUUGAGCUCCUCAUGGGCUCAAGUAGCUAAGGAUGAAGAUGGUGAUGAUAAGCCAGCUGUGACACAGAAGGCAGAAGCCACGUCUCAGGAUACCUCAAAGCCAGCUCUCUCGGCUAAUGAGCCUCAUCAGAACGUUACAGGAGUGAAGAAAGAUAAUGCAACCUCUACUGAUUCUGCUAAACGCGAUCCUGAAGAAUAUCCCACACUUCAGGAGAGUGCCGCCCGUUCCAACGAAGAUGUCCCCGCAUCCGCUGGCGUCGGCGAUCUCUUGUCUGCCGGAAAAACUGAACACACAGUCACGACGAGUCAAGAAUCUCUGUUACCUCCGAACCCAGAUCGUUCCUUUGCCGCCGUUACUUCGAAUGAAGGAUUCCCUACGCUCGCCGAAUCCACCAGCGAAUCGUCAGACCAUCCACCUUCCAGUGCCGAGGUGGGCUUAUCGGACUUGCCAGAUGUGAAGGACAUGCUGGAAAAACCUUCGGUCAAAGUUCCGCCUGUUCCACCGGCUCAAAGCUUUGCCAAGAUAGCUGCCAAGGAACCACCAGCUCCUCCGGUUGAAGAAACCAUGAGCGAUCGAUUGAAAGAGUUGAAUGCCCAAGCCCCCAAGGCCGAUCCUUUGGCGGUGACCCAUGAAAAUUUCCCUACCUUGAGCCAAGCCAGCCAAAUGGCUGAACAUGGAGCCAAGGACUCCGAAAAACUUGUGUAUUCGGAAAUUGCCAGAAUGGAACAUGUCGCUGAUUUGGAGAAUGAACCUGCAGCACAAGAAUCGGUGUUACCUCCGGGUGGUAAAUCGUUUGCCGAUGUGGCCAGCCGUCAAGAAGGUGACACGUCGGCAUCGCCUGUUCCUUCCAUGGCACAACAUCCCGUUUAUGACGAGGACACAAUUUUGGCCGACAAUGCACGCCAGGAAGCGCGCAAAUACUUGCAACAACAAAAGAACGGGGAACCCAGAGAAGUGAUUCCCGAAAUGGUGAACUUUGACGAACAGCAGCCCGUGUCGGGAGAAUUAAAGGAAGUGAUUGUGGAUAUUCAAAAGGAAGUUGAAAAGGAGCAAGAAAAGGAAGAAAAGACGUUGCCUAGAGAGGCCAAGGCGGCGGUGGCCGCCAAAGGUAGAGGCGACGUCCAAAGCACAGCGUUGUCCGAACGUCUUGCCGUCUUUGACCGUAAAUCUCGUGGCAUCAUCACUAUCUUUGAUACCAUGUGCGCUCUGCGUCGAUUGGGAUAUUCUUGGCUGACAAUCUUACCUCGAACUUUCAUUCUUCACCUUCGUCUCUCGGCGUUGACCUCGCCUUUCAAAUUCCCAUUCAUCUACCGAUCGUUGGGUGAUUUCAUCACGCUUCCCAUCUAUACGGAGCGCUUACCUCAAGCAUUGACGUACCGCACGCCCAUGUUCAUUCAGGAAAAGGAACAAGUAAAGAAAAUGGUUACCACCUAUGGACGAAAGAAGGAAACUACUCAGGGUCUUGGUUUCUGGGACGGAUUCCGUGCUCUUCGAGCUCAUGAAAAAGGAACAUUAGCAUGGUGGAAUUGGAGAUUAUGGGCUAUCCACCGAUUACAAUGGAGCAUCAUGUUCACCAUGUUGCAUGAUCCUCAAAGGGCAAUGGUCACACAAUCGACAUUGAUUGAUCUUCGUGAUCGCGUUGCAUCGUCAUGACGUUGAUCGUUUUAAAAACGAAUUAUCCUCAUUUGGGGUUUCUGUGCAACAUUUAUACAAUUUCAUUUCAGGAUAAAAAAAAACCAAAACCACUGAGAAUCCAACAAAAACAUCAUAACUUCUGUCCAGUGUAUGUAAUAAAUAUUUAGUAUAUUAUUCGCUUUGCUUUAACAUUGAACUGCUUUGGUUUUUGGGUACGGAGUUCAUUUUAUGUGUACAAU
Radiomyces spectabilis is the source of this 2131-nucleotide messenger RNA. RefSeq lists its product as uncharacterized. The record is from RefSeq and is a predicted model, not a curated record. The transcript is spliced from 9 exons. NCBI's taxonomy places the organism in Eukaryota, Fungi, Mucoromycota, Mucoromycetes, Mucorales, Radiomycetaceae. The coding region runs from base 165 to 1910 and encodes 581 amino acids.